GAGUAUAAACUGUGUUCCACUUGUUUGUAUACUCAGUUCUCCGGUAGCCUCGUGAUACAGAAUCAUAAUGGUGAAGGCGAGGAAAUACGUCGUCAAGAAACACUUCGAGGGUUUACCCAAACGUGAAGACUUCGAAAUUGUGGAAUACGAGUUACCCCCACUUAAGAAUGGAGAGAUCCUUGUCAAAGUUGAAUGGGUGAGUGUAGACCCUUACUUGCGGGCAUACAAUUCACAGAAUCCAGUUCCAUACGAUCAGUUCGGUUUUCAAGUUGGAUUGGUAGAAGAUUCAAAAGACCCAAGAUUCCCAGUUGGUACUAGAAUCGUCUCCCACAAAGGCUGGUGUGAUUAUGUUGUUAUCGAUACAAAUGAUGCGAAAACCGACGACGAAAAAGUGCACAAACUACCAAACUUGAAAGGGUUGUCCAAUUCUCUGGGAGUUGGUGCAGUGGGUAUGCCUGGUGUUACUGCGUAUUUUGGAUUUCUAGAACUUUGUCAGCCUAAAGCUGGGGAGACAGUCGUUGUUAUCGGCUCGCUGGUCGGACAGAUUGCUAAGAUCAAAGGAUGCAAAGUCAUUGGUUUGGCUGGUUCUGAUGAUAAAUUGAAGUGGCUAGAAGAGAUCGGAUUUGUCAAGGCGAUUAACUACAAGACUGCUGACAUCAAGACAGCUCUCAAGGAAGCUGCACCCAAUGGUAUUGACUGCUACUUUGAUAAUGUUGGUGGUGAGCUCAGCAGUGAAAUUAUAUACCAGAUGAAUAAUUUCGGUCGCGUAGCUGUCUGCGGUAGCAUUAGUGCUUACAAUGAAAGUGAUACACCUAAAGCGACGAUCCUUCAACCUAUAUUAGUAGGUAAACAAUUGAAAAUUGAGGGUUUCCUAUGUUGGCGGUGGUUCAACCGACACCCUGAAGGUUAUGCACAGUUAGCCAAAUGGAUACAUACAGGAGAGUUACAUCCAAGAGAACACAUCACGGAAGGAUUCGAAAACAUCUAUGACGCUUUUGUAGGCAUGCUGAAAGGCGAAAAUUUUGGAAAGGCUGUUGUUAAGUUAUAACUUUUUAAAUAUAAAAUUAGUUUACGUUAA
Helicoverpa zea (corn earworm) is the source of this 1078-nucleotide messenger RNA. RefSeq names its product prostaglandin reductase 1-like. The record is from RefSeq and is a predicted model, not a curated record. Gene Ontology annotation, cellular component: cytoplasm. Gene Ontology annotation, biological process: prostaglandin metabolic process. Bases 68 to 1048 code for a protein of 326 amino acids. The transcript has a single exon. Lineage: Eukaryota; Metazoa; Arthropoda; Insecta; Lepidoptera; Noctuidae. Gene Ontology annotation, molecular function: 15-oxoprostaglandin 13-reductase [NAD(P)+] activity; 2-alkenal reductase [NAD(P)H] activity.